Molecule: messenger RNA, 777 nt
Organism: Rosa rugosa (rugosa rose)
Lineage: Eukaryota; Viridiplantae; Streptophyta; Magnoliopsida; Rosales; Rosaceae
Exons: 1
Coding region: 1-777 (258 amino acids)
Source: RefSeq, a predicted model, not a curated record
AUGACUUCCUCCAUACCUUUUGAUCACAUCAAUGAAGAACACGAAGAGCUCCUAACCCUUCAACUCUCCACCGGAAACCAUUCAACCCGACCCAUCCAACAAUCUCCUCUUUUGAUCUCGACACCGUCUCAGUCUCUAACUUUAUUUGCAGCAACGAAUUUCCACAUGACAUCACUACAAAACUCUAACCCUCCUGCUCCUGCUGCCUCUAAUCACGAGGCUUCAGCGGCUGGUAGUUCCAGGUCGUCCCGUGCCCGCAGAUCUUCAGCUCAAACCCUAAGAGAAGGGAAGACUGAAGACAUACCAGCCCCAUAUCCUUGGGCUACCACAAAACGUGCUCAAGUGUACUCUCGUCGAUAUUUGCUUUCUAAUGGCAUCAAGAAAAUCAGUGGUGUGGUCCAAUGCAAAAAGUGUGAACAGAAGUAUGAGAUUGAGUAUGAUCUGGAACAAAAGUUCGAGGAUGUGGCGACUUAUGUGUCUCAGCACAAGAGUGCAAUGCGUGAUAGGGCACCUGCAGUUUGGAUGACUCCCACACUCCCGGAUUGCAAGUUCUGUGGUCAAACAAAUUGUGUGAAGCCUGAGAUGGACAAGAAGAGGUCAAUCAAUUGGCUGUUCUUGCUUUUGGGUCAAAUGCUCGGAAUGUGCAAACUCAAUGAAUUGAAGUACUUCUGCAAGCACACCAAGAAUCACAGGACCGGUGCUAAAGAUCGGGUUUUGUAUCUUACUUAUCUGGGACUGUUGAAACAACUUGAGCCGAAUGGACCCUUUGAUAUUUGA